This is a messenger RNA of Hermetia illucens (black soldier fly), 1663 nucleotides long. Its product is annotated as UDP-glycosyltransferase UGT5-like. Bases 20 to 1594 code for a protein of 524 amino acids. The record is from RefSeq and is a predicted model, not a curated record. NCBI's taxonomy places the organism in Eukaryota, Metazoa, Arthropoda, Insecta, Diptera, Stratiomyidae. Gene Ontology annotation, molecular function: UDP-glycosyltransferase activity. The transcript is spliced from 3 exons.
UUUUUGGAAGCCGGUCGAAAUGUUACGUGUCGCUAUUCUGAGCAUACUCGCAGUGUUAUCGGUGCACUUCACCGUAUCACAAUCAGCGCGAAUUUUGGGAUUAUUCCCAUCUCCUUCGAAAUCACAUUUGAUUGUUCAUAUGAAUACGAUUCGACCAAUGAUCGAGCGCGGUCAUGAUGUAACCAUUGUAACAACGAUACCAGUGAAGGAACCAAAUGUCAAAUUCCGUCAUAUCAAAUUGAAACAACCAAAUAUGACUAGCAGUGCGAUAUCCCAAGACACGAAAGGAUUGCUUAAGACUAUGAAGUUGAUGGCAAAAGUUUCUAAUAAUUUACUACACUUGAGCAAUCUCACGUUAAAUGAUCCAGAUAUGCAGAAACUGAUGAGGGAGGAGUCGUUUGAUCUGGUCGUUUUCGGAAGUUUCUUAAAUGAUUUUUUCAUCGGGGUCGCUGCUCACUUCAAAUGCCCGCUAAUUAUUAACUGGUCGGGAGCUCUACUGCAACACAUGGCCAAAUUGAUGGGGAAUCCCCUAGAGAUAUCCUAUGUUCCCGAUUUAUUAACUGGUUUACAACAACCAUUGAGCUUUUUUGACCGGGUUAUAAACUAUGUGUUUUCCGGAGUAGAGCUUUCACUAUUUCAGUAUUUAAACUAUCAAAUGGAUCAAUACUACAAAUCUAACUUCCCACCAGACAAAUAUCCAUCUUACGAAGAAAUGAAGAAGAACGUUUCACUGCUUUUCGUAAACACUUAUUUAAGUCAAGGCCAUAUUCAACCAAAUGUACCAGCUAUCAUUCAAAUCGGGGGAAUCCAAAUAAAACCAAAACCAGAUCCACUACCAAAGGACAUCAAAGAGUUCUUAGACAGCGCAUCAGAAUCGGGUGCCAUUUACUUUUGCUUGGGAUCAAAUAUUAGCGCCGACUUUCUGACCCCAGAUUUCAUCAAUAUAAUAUUCAAAGUGCUCUCUAGUCUCAAACAGAAAGUAAUUUGGAAAUGGGAUAAGGAGGAACUUCCAGGAAAAUCCUCAAACAUUUUUUACAAAAAGUGGCUACCGCAGGACGAUAUUCUUGCCCAUCCAAAUUUGAAACUUUUCGUCACGCAUGGUGGUGGUGGAGGAGUUGCAGAAUCCCAAUAUCAUGGUGUUCCAAUGGUAGCAAUCCCUUUCUUCGGUGAUCAAUUUGCCAACGCAAAUAAAUUACAAAAAAUCGGUCAUGGUUUGAUCGUGGAUCGGGAAACACUGACGGAGGAGUCAUUCCGAAAAGCUGUUCACGAAGUUCUAGAAAAUCCUACAUAUAAAGAAAGUGUUGAAAGAUUUGGCCAAGUAUUUAGAGAUAGACCUAUGAAUGCGAGGGACACAGCUGCUUUUUGGAUGGAAUAUGUUUUGAGGCAUAAAGGAGCUAAACAUCUCCAAAGUCCGGCGGUUCACAUGAAUGCAAUACAAUACUAUGGACUUGAUGUGAUUGCUUUCCUGAUUGGUAUUGCCUACGUGGUCUGCAAAGUGGUUAAAUUUGUUUGGAAGAUGACUAUAGGCGUCUUAUGCAGGAAGCUUUGUAAGAGGAGUAAACAGAAUGCUAGCUCUAAGAAAAAGAAUCAAUAAUGUAUCAGAUGAACAGAUAUCAAUUGAAACGUUUCUAUGUAUAAAUUGUGAGAAUAAAUAUGUUCAAUA